AUGGUCUGGGGAGCAAUUUGCUAUGACAACAGGAGCACUCUCACGCUUAUUCCAUGCACCUUGACUGCAGAUUUGUACGUCCGUCUGGUGAUUCUACCUGUUUUGUCACCAUUCAUGAGCGGCAUUCAAGGUAGUAUUUUCCAACAGGAUAAUGCUCAUCCUCAUACUGCUGUUGUAACCCAACAUGCUCUUACAGAAUGUGGAGAUUUGUUCAAAUUUGGGGACACAAAUAAGCCAAAGUCCUGGAAAAAAUCUUUAGAAUUCAAGAAAUCAAAGGAAAAAGAGCAGACAAAACUUAAAAAUGAUCCCCAAUUCAAGGAAUAUCUUGGAAUUAAUCAAGAUAGAAAAUCUAAACCUGUGUGGGGAGAAGACGUUGAUUUAAAUAGUUCUGAUUCAGAGUCUAGUCAAGAAGACUCUGAAGAAGAAGACAAUACUGAUCUUUCAAAUGCAGAUAAAAAACAAAGUCAAGCGGAACAACAAAGUAUUUCUGUAGAAAGAAAAGAUCAAAAAGAUUCUCUUAAAUCAACAACAGACAAACAGAAAAAAUAUAAGGAGUUGUUUACGGUAAAGCUUACCAACUUACCUUAUCAAUGCAAAAAGGCACAAAUCAAAAAAUUCUUCAAUUCUCUCAAAAUAGCUAGUCUUCAUCUUCCACCGAAAAGAAAAGGUUUUGCAUUUGUAGGCUUUAAAACAGAAAAAGAUUUGAAGCAAGCCCUGAUUAAAAAUAAAGGGUUUUUAAAUGGUCGUUGUGUACAGAUGUUAAAAUACAUUCAAAAAUGUGAAUCUGAUGGAAAACCUAAGCAAAAUGAGAAGUACCCUGAUAAAGAACUAAAUGAAGAACUUCUUUCAGAGACAGGAAGAAUUUAUAUUCGAAAUCUCUGCUAUACUGUAACAGAAGCUGAUAUUGAACAACUUUUUGUAAAAUAUGGUCCAAUUGCUGAGCUCCAUGUGCCAAUUGAUUUCAAUACAAGAAAGUCUAAAGGUUUUGCUUUUGUGACAUUUAUGUUUGCCGAACAUGCAGUGAAGGCCUUCUCAGAGUUGGAUGGUACAAUAUUUCAGGUAAUUUAUGCAGUAGAAGGAAUAUUUAGUAAUAUUUCUGUUUUUACAUGCAGCUAAAGUAAAAAUAGCCCU
Messenger RNA from Parasteatoda tepidariorum (common house spider), 1131 nucleotides. The record is from RefSeq and is a predicted model, not a curated record. NCBI's taxonomy places the organism in Eukaryota, Metazoa, Arthropoda, Arachnida, Araneae, Theridiidae.